GUCAAUUCUUUGUCGUUAUCGCGCCACAGGCUUAGCUGGCAGUCUUAGCAUCUAAUCGCUGUGGUCUAGUUCUUACAGUUCCGGCUGGCUGCCGCAUGGAUGCCUCGCCCUAAUCUCAAACGACCCCGAAGGCCUUGGUGUAUUGCCAUUGCCGUUGCCAUAGCCCUGGUGGUGAUUAUCGUCAUUGUUGUGCCAUGCGCGGUCAUCUUGACUCGCAAGAACCACGGCGAGAAGACCAAUGUUUUGUUUCCUUUGUAUAUCUGGCCCACGAAUGACACUACAUGGGAUCCCCUCUAUGAUUCGGUCACGGCGCAUCCGGAUCUGAACUUCACUGUUAUCAUUAACCCGUCAAGCGGACCCGGGUCCAGUGCCUAUCCAUCAGACGAGUAUGCCACCCAACUGGAACGACUGAGCACGUAUGCCAACGUGCGCAAGGUUGGAUAUGUGCGCACAGGGUAUGCCACUCGCAACAUCACUGCGGUGCUAGACGACAUUGCCACUUACGCCGGGUGGUCGAACGAAUCCCUCAAUCUUGCCAUGGAUGGCAUCUUCUUCGACGAAGCUCCAUAUGACUACGCAGCCGCGAAGGUCGAUUAUAUGAAGACCAUUAAUGAGGCCGUCAAAAAUUCCUCGGGGUUGGUCCGAGAUCGCAUGGUGAUCCACAAUCCCGGCACUAUCCCGGACAGUCGCUACGACACUAACACGACGGACGUCACCGUAGUGUUUGAAAGUUCCUACCAGGAUUAUUUUUCGCUCCGGCAUAGUCUCAAGGCGAUGAGCAACGAUCGGACAGGGUAUGCGUACAUGCUGCACUCGGUGCCUGACAAUCUCAGCAACAGCACACUGCGAAAAUUUGUCGAUCAGAUGAGCCGAAAGGCCGAGUACCUAAUAACCACAAACCCCCACCUCCCCUUCCUAAUAAUCAUCAACCCGAACAGCGGGCCCGGAGCCCAUCCCUCCCCAGACGCAAACUACGCGCGCGAACUCGCCCGCCUAAUCACUUACCCUAAUGUUACUACCGUCGGGUACAUCCGCAUUGAUUACUGUCGGAAGCCAUUGGCGCAGGCGUGCGAGGAGAUUGAUCGGUAUGCGUCUUGGGCGGAGAAAGGGCUAGGUGUCGGGGGGAUUAUGGUGGAUGAGACGCCGAAUCAUUAUCAUGGGGGGAAGGAGGAGUAUCUUUUGGAGUUGAAGGAUUGGGUUAAGGGGAGGGAGGGGUUGGUGGGGGAGAGAUUGGUCGUUCAUAAUCCCGGCACGCCCCCCGAUGUUGCAAUGGCGAAUACAUGUCCCGAUCUAAUUCUCGUGUGUGAGGAGCCCUAUGCCCGAUAUCAAUCCCUGGAGGUGCAGAACCGCCUACGUGAAUUGCACUAUCAUCGGGAUCGAUGCGGGUAUAUGGUUACGGAGGUACCGGGGGAUGUAAAUAUGUUUGAGUUGGUACGAGAUCUACGGUCUCGAGCGACGUGGAUUUUUGUGACGGAGAUUGUGGGGGAUUUUUAUGAGAGGUUUGGGCCGAGUAGUUGGGGGCGGUUGAUGGAGGCGUUGUCGGUGAUGGAAGUGCAGGAAGUGGAGGAGGAGGAAAGGAAAAAAUGACUAAAAGGAACGAAGGAACCGCAGAAAUUGAAAGGGAGAAGAAGGGGCAUGAACCUGUGGAGACGUUGGGUUUGGCGGGUUGGGAAUAGGAAAGUUGAGGAAGGAAAUUAGGGCGCACGCAAGGGUCGCUCCGUAUGGGCCAAUUUCAUUUUAUUUUUCGAGGGAGAUUAGUUAGCGCUUAUCGGACAGUCGGAAGAAAGGACGGUGCCUUGUGCCUGUGCCUGUACCUGUGCCUUGAUUCAGUCGGAGAUUCUGGAAUCGGGACAGAGUUAGCGUUUUUAGUCGCGUGGUUAGUGAGUUUAGUGUGCUUAGGGUGGUGGCUAGUGAGAUGCGAUGAAUCAACCUGGAGCAAAUCAUUCUCUGCAGGUCCAGUUGCCUGAUCCCGGUGCAGGUACACCUCACUCUCCUCGAUACGAUACGAUGGCGG
Aspergillus sclerotioniger CBS 115572 is the source of this 2014-nucleotide messenger RNA. Its product is annotated as spherulation-specific family 4 protein. The transcript is spliced from 6 exons. The record is from RefSeq and is a predicted model, not a curated record. Lineage: Eukaryota; Fungi; Ascomycota; Eurotiomycetes; Eurotiales; Aspergillaceae. Bases 100 to 1587 code for a protein of 495 amino acids.